AUGGCACAGAUCGAGCUUCUCAAGGCUGACGAUGUACCCGAGGAACAUCGCGAACCCUGGAUCCUCUCCGGCUACAGACAAUGUCCAUCAAGUCUUCGGUCCUGUCUCCUGAGCCUCUUCACAACGUGCAACGAAACCGCCAACUUUUGGACGCACUUUCUUCCGGGCGUGUUCUUCUUGUACAAGACCAUGGCUGCUUUGCGAACCAGCGAAGAGCCGGGCCAAUUGGCGUACGUGUGCUUUCUCAGCUCUUUGGCCGUGUUCUUGUUGACUUCGAGCUUUGCCCACGCGCUGUGGCCAAUCGGGAAGCAGACCCGAGAUGCGUGUUUUUUUCUGGACUACGCAGCGAUGAAUUUGUACAUGUUUGGCUCGGCGGCUGGGAUCUACGUGUUUUUCUUCUCGCCGAAUUUCUAUAUGACGACGAUCGGGAAGGUGUACGUGACCCUGGCUGGGUUUCUGUGUCCCGCGAGCACUCUGGUCUCUUGCCUGUCGCGGUUCGCCAAGGGACAUAAUUUACGUAAAAUAACGAAACUCGGGGCAUUCGCGAUGCUUUAUUCGUGGACGACAUUACCUCUGCUCUAUGAUCUGACAAUGCACGGAAGAUUUUCCGAGUUGGCGAAUGAAGUCAUGCAUAUCUUCAUUCUGUGCCUUGGAGUCGGGAUUUACGCACUACAUUGGCCGGAGUGCUGGUUUCCCGGAUUGUUCGACUUCCUUGGACAUUCGCACAACUGGCUCCAUUGCCUCGGCGCUCUCGCCGUUCAUUGUCAGUAUCUCGGCCUGAGUGCUCGUAAACAAGCGCAUGGUCCUUCAUUACCCGGAGGUCCUGAACGAGUAACUGCGUACUGUAAUGGUCUCUUAAGAGUCUUCACCGGUGUCUUGAUCGCCAACGUCGGCAUUAUCUGCGGCUGCGUGAUGCUUAAAAGCCGGCUUAGUCACGCGAAACUCGCGAUGAAUUCUGCCGAAAGAGAAAGAAGCUUUUCCCGUCGCAGUGGCCGCGGAAAAGUUUCCUAUUGUCAAAUGAACGAUGACUUCGCUACGGUCGCAUUUAUUUUCGAAUGUGGAACAAAGUUGGAUAUGGAUAUGACGACCAUCUGUUUGGCGGCCAGUUAUUUUCAUCGUUUCUCAGCUGUUGCCGAGAUGAGCGAGUACGAUCAGUAUAUGAUCGCUGCCACGUGCUUGUACCUUGCUGCGAAGAUGGAGGAGAAGGCGGUCGCCGCUCGAGAUCUCAUUAAUGUCGUCCAGAAUACGUUGCACCCGGAUAAAGAAGUUCUUCCUUUGGACGAAGUAUUCAGCGCCUGUGAGAAGUCCUUGGCUCACCUGGAGUUGCACAUUUGUCGAAUGCUCAAAUUCGAAAUGGUGGUUGAUACUCCACAUAAGUUUCUUCUGCAUUAUCUGCAUGACAUGGACAACUGGAUAGGAAGCCAGUUGUGGAACGAUUUGCCCAUUCCGGAAAUGUGUUGGACGCUGUUGCAAGAUUUCUUCUUUUCGUCAAACGUCUUGAAGUACUCGCCACAACAUGUUGCGAUUGCAAUAAUUUAUUUUUCCCUGCAAGUUUACGGCCGGGAAUUGCCCGAAGACCAUGGUUCUCAGUGGAUGAAAGUUUUGUGUCCUACUGUAGAACUCGAGAAAGUCUGGACUAUUAUUGACGAUCUGCAGAGUGUUUUCGAAAAAGAGGCGGCGCUGUUCCCAUCGAUUGCGGACUAAUAAACGCUAUUCCUUUCGUUCUCAUUUUUUAUAUUUCGAAGUUGUUUUCUUUCUCGUUUGGUGUGUUGAAAAUAAAUUGAUAUACAGUA
Notodromas monacha is the source of this 1793-nucleotide messenger RNA. NCBI's taxonomy places the organism in Eukaryota, Metazoa, Arthropoda, Ostracoda, Podocopida, Cyprididae. The record is from the annotation of a GenBank genome assembly.